This is a messenger RNA of Camellia sinensis, 1455 nucleotides long. Lineage: Eukaryota; Viridiplantae; Streptophyta; Magnoliopsida; Ericales; Theaceae. The record is from RefSeq and is a predicted model, not a curated record.
AUUCCCCCACAAGGAAACUCUCUGAAAUGUGAAAUCGUUUGAUUCCAUUUCAAAUUCAGCACACCCAAUUUUUUUCAAAGUACGGAGAUUUUGACGACCGCACCGCACGCACGCUUUUCUAACAGAUAAGCGUUCCACUCCAUCAUUCCCUGUCAAUCUCCUCUUCCUUCACAAGCAAGCCCCCACAAUCCCCAUUUCCCACCUCUACAUAUAUAUAUAUGAAUUUGAUAGAUAGCCCUAGAUAGAUAGAUAGAGAGAGAGAGAGAAUGAUACAGCAUCACCAUCACCAGAACCAGAGGCAUCACCAGAAGACACUACCAAAGAGGAUAAUCCUGGUUCGUCACGGAGAGAGCCAUGGAAACCGAGAUGGGUCUGCGUACACAACCACACCGGACAACAAGAUCCCUGUGACCCAGGCAGGGAUCGACCAGGCGAAGUCUGCUGGGGCCGAGAUCCGGCGCGUGAUAUCGGAAGACGGGCGCCUCCACAACUGGAAAGUGUACUUCUACGUCUCCCCUUACGAGCGAACCCGCACCACCCUCCGCGAGAUCGGCCGCUCAUUUCCCAGGAAGAGAAUAAUCGGAGUGAGAGAGGAAUGCAGGAUCAGAGAACAGGAUUUUGGGAAUUUUCAGGAAGAGAAGAGGAUGAAGAUGAUUAAAGAGACUAGAGAGAGGUUUGGCAGGUUCUUUUAUAGGUUUCCUGAAGGAGAGUCUGCUGCUGAUGUCUAUGAUCGUGUUUCCAGUAAGAUCUCUCUCUCUCUCUCUCUCUCGAUUUCUUUUUUUUUUUUUUUUUUUAAUUGUUGGUGGUGGUGUUGUUCAUCAAUUUUUAAUUGUUUUUGUUUGUUUGCUGAUUAUUGUUGUUAAUAUAGCUUACUGUACUUUGCCAAAACUAGAAGAUUGAAACUUUAUAGGGUAGAGUUGAGUGAAAUCUUUGGUGUUAAAGUCAAAUAAAAUUGAUAAAGAAUUCAAAUUUUCUCAAGUAAAAGGCCUUUUUGUUCCCUGAAAUGUGAUUUUUUCAAGAUUUUGUUUAAUUGUUUUCCGGUUUCUAUUUUGAAAGAUGCUGCAUUUUUUGUUGUUUUAGUUUUGAGAAAAUGAAAAUGUUGCUCUGUUUAGGCUUGUAAAGUCGUUUUGUUUAGGUGAAGUUCACUGUUUUUGUGAAGAAAUAUGAUGUCAAGUUAGCUGUUUUUGAAAACUUUUCUCCUACUUAUUCUGGUUCUUGUUCAUUCGUAGAAGUGAAAUUUCUUGGGUUUUUGUCAUUAGAAGUCACAGUAAGUACUUAUAAAUUGCUACUAGAUGCAAGUUGUAUAUCUUCAUUAUAGAAAGGAGAUUGAACCGUUAUGGAGAUUGUUUCACAACUCAAAAUGAGACAACCAACUUAUGGAUGAGUAAUGGAGGGAAUGAGAGUUUUUAAAGCACAAAAACAAAUAUGAUUACUUGGUGAAUUAUACCGCAAUGU